Molecule: messenger RNA, 1730 nt
Organism: Cladocopium goreaui
Lineage: Eukaryota; Dinophyceae; Suessiales; Symbiodiniaceae
Source: the annotation of a GenBank genome assembly
AGAUUUGGCCCAAGCCGCCCCAUGGCCGGAUGGGCAUUUUCACCAAUGGAUAGUGAGGCUGUGCCCGCUGUGCCCCACUUGCAACCGGACCAAGUGCGGUGGCAGUUUCUGUGUCACAUCCGCAAGAAGUGGGUGACGGUCACGGAUGAGGAACGCUCCAUCCUGACGUCCACGUGGAACAGCGGCCAGAGAUCUGUGGAGUAUCGGCUCCAGUCUGGGGUGCCGAUGCAGGUGGAUUUUGGAGCCAAGGUGCGGGUGAAUCUCGCAUCACGCCGUUCCAUGCAGCUACGUCAAGUGGAUUCCACUGGGGCAGCGAUGCCGGGGGCGCGGGGCGGAUGUGCCACGGCGAAUGAAAAUCGAAGCUCCGUUCAGGCCGCUGCCUGCGCUGCUGAGCCCCCAGCUUCGGGCACGGAGAGCGAGGAGGGUGACGAGGCGCUGGAGCGAGUGCAGGAGAUGCUGCCGCAGCCGGUGGAGAUUCUCCAGGCAGAGAAGAGUCGGCAAUGGCUGCUAUCCGAAACCCACCGUCAGUGCUUUUUGCGCUCCCCGCGGUUGCAUGGGAAGAACAAAGCUCUGGCAGAGACCCGAGAGGAGCAGGUCUCCAUGAUGGACUACCUGGAUGCUUGCAAAAACCACUUGGAAGCUGCUAAAAUGCACAUGGAAAAGGGGAAGACCUUAUACCAUGACGCGGAGCAUGCAGAGGAUGAAGUAGCCUUUGAAAGCGCUGGGAAGUGGUUUGCUUUGGCCAUCGACGAGCUGAAUAAGUUGCAUGCCCUGAAAGACUUGCCGCAACUGGGAGGUCACAUGGAUUGCGGCAACCUGCAGACGGAACAUCGAACUUUGAGCUGCAGAGGUUUUCUGAACCUGGCCAUGUGCAACUUGAAGGCCCGUCACUUUCAGGCAGCCCUGGAGAACUCGGAGCAGGCCUUGAGUUUGGAUACGAGUUGCGCGAAGGCCUACUAUCGCAAGGCCCAAGCCCUUGAGGCUCUCGGGAAGGACGUGGAGGCUCUGGCGCUGUGGCGUCAGGCGCUGAAGCACCAGCCGGAGGAUGCGCGGAUCCGGCGCAAACUGAGGGCUGCAGCCUCCGCGGUCCGGACCCAACGGUCCUGGCAGCGCCGUGCCGCGGCUGGCGCCAGCCGUGCCGGCACGGAGCACCGCAGUGAGCGCCGGGCGGAGCGGUUGCAGGGCAUCCUGGACAGGGCCGCUGAGUACCUGGCGGUGGAUGAAGUUUGGAAAGGAGAACUUUCGCGCAUUUGUCGCAUCUUUGGUGCCGGUGGAUCCUUGGAUGAUGAGAUCAAACACCUGGACCGUCUCUUUUCUGAGUGUGUGGCCAGCAAGCCUCGGCACAAGGACCUUGAGCUGUCUCCAGAUGAAGUUUCAUUCCUGUCCUCCCUGGGUGUGACGUUGCCGUGCCACUCCCUUGACGCUUUUUCCGCGUUGCGCACCGCGCGGCUGGUGGAGCGCCUGGAGCGUGGCGAGUCGCUGCAGCCGCAGGAGGAGCAGUUCCUCCGGGAGCAGCGGAAGCUGCUGGGCGUCCAGUGACGGCGCAUGGACGGCUCCAAUGAAAAACCAACGGAAGACCACCAGCAACGGCAAGGACUAGGUGCAGCAUGGCUGAUUCGCACGGUUCCUUGAGACACAGGAUGGCACAUGAUGGCACCAAACCAGAAGAUGGAAUCCGCGGUUGGUCACCAGGAAGGCUGAGAAUCUGGGAGCUUUAGAAGAGAGAAAAA